Molecule: messenger RNA, 488 nt
Organism: Arachis duranensis
Lineage: Eukaryota; Viridiplantae; Streptophyta; Magnoliopsida; Fabales; Fabaceae
Exons: 4
Coding region: 49-402 (117 amino acids)
Source: RefSeq, a predicted model, not a curated record
GUGCUCAUAACCAUCAUUACUUUGCUAAGCAUAAUUUUCAUCUCUUAUAUGCUACCACAUUCUUCUGCUUCUUUUCCAUCAACUACUCAAUUUCAACCUUCAUUCCAACAUCAAGCCAAUAAUGCACACAGUAAUCACCCAAGGCUGGUAAGAAAGUUAAUAAGGGCUACUGAGAAGGGACAUAAUGAAGAUAGAGACUUCAUUGCAUCACAAUACAAUAAGCAGAAGGGUUACCUUUCAGGGAAAGUACAACAUAGGAAGAAAAAUAUGGUGGCCGGAAAGAAGGAGACAAAAGAAGAAAAAUAUGAUGGAGAAGACCCUUCACAAUAUUUUGCUAAGGAUUAUUCCCAUGUUGGAGGGAGACGUCCCAUACACAAUAAGAAUUUGCCAAUUGGUCCCUAGAAUGGCAUCAUUGUGAUAUUGGUUAGAAGAUAGUUAGAUAUAUGUUCUUACUAUUUCGUAUUACAAAAAUACUAUUAGUACAUUAA